Molecule: messenger RNA, 5253 nt
Organism: Diprion similis
Lineage: Eukaryota; Metazoa; Arthropoda; Insecta; Hymenoptera; Diprionidae
Gene: scaf
Product: filaggrin-2-like
Exons: 10
Coding region: 152-4684 (1510 amino acids)
Biological process (GO): proteolysis
Molecular function (GO): serine-type endopeptidase activity
Source: RefSeq, a predicted model, not a curated record
GACAGGAUAUCGCAUGCGACGAUGGUGGGGAAAGAGGUUCGUGGAUGGUAUAAGAGUGGGCCAGCAUGUGGAGGCGUCGGCAGUCACACUGACUUACCUUUGAGUGAAACCCGCGACUAUAUUCAAGGGACGUGUGUUAGAGUCCCUCAAGAUGAAAGUGGCCACGAUAUUGCUGCUGGGUGCAGUGACGUUGGUCGCAUACGCGUCUGCUCACCCCUACUCAAAAAUACCAGAAGUGGCUCUCCACCCCGAUGGAUACCACUUCAAGAAAUCAUCUUCGAACUCGAAUUCGAACAGCUACAGCCAGUCGAACCACGACGAGGCUGAUAUUGGUGGUGUUAUCGGGGGCCAAGUUUUCUCCGGAACUAGAGAGUCCGGCUAUAACACCAACGGUGGAAGCAGCAGCCACGGUUCCAGCUACUCUUCCGCCUCAUUCAACGGAAACAUUCCCUUCGGCAUUAUCGCCGGCAGUGGUAUUCCAGACGCAACCCAGAACCCGAGUAGUUACAACCAGAUUGAUCUCUCCGUUAGUAAUCCUGGCACCGCGGGCUUAGGACUCGGCGACAACGGCGCUGGUUCUUUCUCCUACGGUUUCUCCAACGCGGGAGGCAGCUCCGGAAGCUCUGGUAAUCAGGUCACCGAAGGAACACAAGCUGGUUUUGGUUCAUCCGGUGCUUACGAUGGUACUGCUGGAAUCGGGUCAAGUUCUGGCCUUGCUGCUGGCAGCUCUGGCUUCAACUCCGGAAGUCACAACUCCGCUGGCGGAGUGACCUUCGGCCAGGUUCUCAAUCCGACAUCCGAUUCGCUCGCACCAUCAUCCGGCAUCAUUUCCUUCGAUCGAGUCAAUUCUAAGCCCGGCGAGGUUCAAUAUUGGUGGAACGGACCUGGCAGCCCCUUCGGAUUGUCCGGCAAGCCGUCGGGUGGAUGCACUUCAAACCUCUGCACAUUGUCCGGAAGCUUUGACCUUAGCCAGGGCGCCGGUGGCGCUGAGGCCUCGAACUCACGUGGCCAGACAAGCCUGAACAUCAACGGAGGAAAUCCGUUCUUUAAUGGAGCUGUACCUAAUUCCGGAUCUGGAUUUAUCACGGCCGGUGCCUCCUUUGGUCAGACAAACGUUGACUCCGGAUCCUUCGGCUCUGGUUCCGACAGUCUUUCCAUCGACAGGUCAAAGAAUCCGUUCUUCAGCGGUAGCUACACACCAAAUUCCGUUGAAUCCUCUGGAUCCGCUGGAUCCGUUGGAUCUGCUGGAUCUUUCGCCUCUUCGUCAGGGAGCUUCAUCGGAAAUCCCUUCCUAAAGCCCGACUCUGUUUUCGUUCAGAAUCCCCAGGUAGUCACAGAAACAUCUACUGCUUUACCCGGGUACGGCGGUUCUCGCAAUCCUUUCUUCAAGCCAGGAUCUGGAUCCGUUGUCGUAACACCGACGGUCGCAGUGUUCUCCGAUCAGUCCCCGACCUCGCCCUCCCCGAUCGCCGGCAGCAAUCCCUUCUUUAACCCGACCGUGUCACCCGGAGCUUCGACUCCCGGCUUCCUAGGUCAGAAUGACCAAGUCUCUUCGUCAUUCGGAAGCCAGUCCACAGUUGGAUUUAGCCCACUGCCAACACCCUCCGGCAGCAAUCCCUUCUUCAGCCCGGUCUCGACACCCGGAGCUUCGAUUUCCGGCUCUGCCGGGAAUGCUGGAACUGGAGACUUCCAAGAUCAGAAUAACCGAGUCUCGUCUUCAUUCGGAAGCCAGUCUACACUCGGAUUCGGCAGUUCAACCGCCGCAUAUCCAACUCCGUCGACAUUGAGCGCUGAAGAAGAAUCCUCCGACAAUCAAAAUGGUUUGACAAUCGAUUGCAGCGGCGAAGGAAGAAUUUGCGUUCUCACGAGCCAAUGCGUGAACGGCAGAGUUUUCACCAGUCAACAAGGAUUGACGCAAAUCAGGAGUGGGCCUCAGCAGUGCCAGGUGAACCGCGAAGUCUGCUGUACUCUAACCGGAUAUUCUGGAGUAUCGACAUCAGGAAUCGGUCAAGGUAGCUCUUUCGCUUCCGCCGGCUCGUCUUCGACUACAAACUUUGGAUCCAGUUCAGGAAACUACGGUGACUCUUCCAGUAGCUCCAUUAAACCAGUGAAGUCUGGUUCUACAGGAAGCUUUGGACAGUCUGGACAAUCUACUGGAUCUACGGGAAGUUCUAGUUUAUUUGGGAUACCCAGUUCCUCGAGUGCUUAUGAUGAACUAGGGCAGUCUGGACUUUCAUCAACCUUCGGCCAGUUUGGACAAACGGGUUCCUCUGCCACUGUUGGUCAAAUCGGGCAAUCUGGAUCUUUCGGAAGUUCCAACCAAUUCGAUCAAACAUCAGGUUCUUUUGGAGCAAGUGACAAAUUAGGACAAACUGGAUCCGCUGUAAGCUCGGGUAUCUUCGGACAAACAGGAUCUUCUGGCGUACGUGACCAAGUCUUUACUCAACCCGGAACUUUCGGAAUCUCUGGUCAAAGUGGACAAUAUGGUUCGAGCAACUCGUAUGAUCAAACCCAGCAAAAGCAAUCCAGCAAUUUCGGCUUCACGUCAACUGGGCAAGCCUCAGCAAGUAGCAGCGCAAGCUCAGGAAGCAACGUAGCUAGUGGAUUCACGCAAAAGAUACCCUCGGGGUCUUCUUCGGGAGCCUCGGCAACUGGCCUCCCUAGACCAACUGGCUUCAACUACGGCGGAGCUAAUUCCGGCGGAUCCAGCCAAACCAGUUCAGGUACUGGCACCUUCACCUACACGACACCAUCUUUGCCCAACAAGGGAAGCUUCUCAGGCGGUAAGCAGCCGAGCACAGUGGAGACCGGUCUCUUCGGAUCAUCCGAUAAUUCUGGGGAAGAUUUGAGCGCUGGUGAGCCCAGUUUCACAGGGUCUUCAGGAGGUAACCAAGACGCUUUUGCAUCAAACGGGUAUUUGCCUCCAUUCGGAAGUGAGCCCAGCAGUAACGUGCCAGCAUUCGCUAAGCCACCGCCAAUACCAAAGGAAGGAGGGCAAAUUAGACCCCUCAAUGCAGACCCCAUCGUCAAAGUUCCCAUUCCAAGACCCUUGGAAUUCGCACCAGUCACAGUACAGGUCGGAUGUGCUGCCGCACUUAUUUGCGUGGAAGAACAAUAUUGUACCCUAGAGGGAGUGAUUAGCCCACAACCGGUGACGUUGACCAAACAACAGAUCGAAAGACGAGCUCCUCUUAGCUCGUGCAGAAACGCGGAUAAUGGCGUUAUCGGAAAGUGUUGCCGUGAUCCGAACUACGUUGAUCCCUGGCCAACGGGUAACCUUCCCGCAAAUUACUCUGGAGGUUUUGACGAACAAGGUUUCCCAACGGUUUGGAACAUUACUAAGACUCGCCCUCCUAAGAAGCAGCCGCCUCCAACCAAGGGUGCUUCCAUUCAGCCUACCAAAACUGUUGGCUUACCUCCAACCAAGGGUACCUUCUUUCAACCCACCAAAACUGUUAGACGGCCUCCAAGUAGGGGUAGUUUUGUUCAGCCCACCCAAAAUGUCGAUGUAAUUCCUUCACCUUCCCAACAAGACGUCAGUGGAGCUCCACCACUCAAACAGCUUAACACUCCAACUAGACAGUUUAUUUUUUCAAAUCCAUUUGGACAAACCGAUAAUCCAAAUCCAUUUCAACCACCCGAUUUUUCAAGUAUAAUUAAAAAUAUUACCACCGCCAUCGGCGGAUUCGGCCAGCAAUUUUUCCCCACGCAGACUCCCAGCGCAGCUCCUGUCUCACCUCCAUCAAAAAAUUAUUUUGCAUCCGAUUCCAACGAUAGCCCUACAAUAAUUGCUCCGCACACCCCAGGAGCUCAGUGCGGUUUGAGAAAUACAGUUGAACGCCCAAGCUAUCUGGACAGAGAUGACGUCGCCUUUGGUGAGAUACCAUGGCAAGCAAUGAUUUUGUCAACCACGGAUCGUAAGCUUCUGUGUUCUGGCGCGAUCGUAUCUCCCAACGUAGUCUUGACAGCCGCUCACUGCGUCUACGGAUUGAGGCCUGAAGAAGUCUCAAUAAAAUCCGGUGAAUGGAAAUUGGGGUCCGAAAUCCAACAGGAGGAGCCGCUCCCCUUCGAGAUCGUAAAAGUUCAGAACAUCGUAUCGCACCCAGGUUAUAGCACAGGUUCUUCAAGUCACGACCUUGCCAUGCUCUUCCUUGUACAUCCCAUGCAUCUAGAACAGCACGUUGAUACUAUUUGCCUGGGUAACAUUCCCCAGCCUACGAUUGGCAGAAAAUGUAUCGCUACGGGAUGGGGAAAGGUCGUUCUUCAAGUACAUGCGGCUGGUUCCUUGAUGCACGGUAUUGACGUUGAUAUAGUACCUCAGGAUGAGUGCAGGCAACGCGUCCAGGGCGCUGAAUCCCCCGUAGAAAUCGACAACACCUUGACUUGCGUGAAGGCUCAUAAGGAGAGGAACAACAUGUGCCAAGUAGAUGUUGGUGGCCCAUUGGCUUGCGACCGUGGAGACGGUAUCUACGAGCUUACCGGGGUUUACAGCUACGACACCGGAUGUUUGCCCACCAAUCAGGUUGCAACCUAUGCUUUAAUUGACACGAACUGGGUGAAAAAGAUGUUGGCUUCCCCACCGUCACCAACUUUUGAACAACAAGUCCAGCAGCCAGCACCAGUUUGUGAUUGUCAGAAGAGCUAUCUUCCACCAUCGCUCAACCAGUACCUUCCGCCAGUGUAAACAGUGACCAAGCGAUCAACUCUUGUUGCAAUGAUGAUAAUACCUUUCUACCAUCGUAUGUCGUAAGAGCGGUGUGAAAAUUAUACUGCUACCGAACGAGUAAUAUGUAAAAAUGCCAUAUAUUUCCAAAAAGAUAUGGAAAAACGUUCUUCACGUACCAAAAUUUUUGGAAAAAGAAAAUGUAAUUUAACGAAAUUUAGAACGAAAAACGUGGUAGAACACCCUUGUUUAUUUAACCAUUCCAAUUAAGCUAUAUUGUAUCGCAAGAAAACAUCUCAAACACAUUUUCGAAACCCUAAGGUCUGAUUUUAAUUUAUAUCGUAACUAAGGAUUAAAUCUAGACAUAGACUUAAAUAAAAUAGAAAUACUUAAGAUAUACCACGGGGCUCCAAAUCUUUUGAUAAUCAAAUUCAUGUGUACUGUUCCAAAAGAUUUGGAUGCCAAAACGAUCCUUGGCAUAUCAAAAUCUUGAGACAAUAUUGAAAUUUUGAUGGAGCCGAUGCACCUAUUUUUCUAAGGAACUUAAUUAAGCUAAGAAUAAAAUAAAGUUUGAUAUUUUAUUAAAAAUA